CACUUUUUGAUUCUUGAGCUCUUUCUUUGUUUUUUUUUUUUUGUGCAGGAAUGGACAUUGAUCUGUCGACGAAUGCUGAUACGAAUGCUGCUGCCGAUGCCGAUGCUGCUGAUGCGACGUUCGAUCUGGCUGCAGCGGCAGCCGAGGCGGUCGAAGGGCUGCUCCAGAGCAAAGCCAAAGCGACCGCCGCGCUGCCCGUUGGAGCAAUCCCGCUCGUGCUUGGGAAGCCAGCAACCGCCUUCCUCAUGGAGACAACCGAACCUCAGUUGAACCUCAGCGGCGACACGGGCUCGGUUGGACGAUUGGUCGUCAAUGCGCAAGAUGCCGCGGCGCCGUUGGUGCUCGACCUCAAGGGGCUCAUCUUCCAGGGCACAGUCGUUCCAAGCAAUACAUUCAUGCUGGUGACGAUCGGACCCAACGAGGCCCGAAUCGAUGCCACCGUGAACAACGUCAUUCAUACAACAUGCCUUGGAGAUGCGCUGGACAGCAUGACUGUCGUUGAGGGCUCAAUCGAUGCCGACGCGUUCCAAGACGAUGCGAUUGCCACAGACUCGUGGCGAGGUGUGGACGACGAGGACGAUGAAUCAGGUGCCAAGUCAAAAGGCAAGAAGAAAAAGCCCGUCACCAAGGUGCUAACAUCCGAAGAUAUGGCCUCGAAAUCAUCCAAGGCUGCCAAAAAGCCAAGUACAGGCAAGCGCUCGAGUGUUAAAGGCGGUGUCGGGAAGCGAAAUGCUUCCCCAAAGUCUGCCAAGCAAAAAUGAGUCAAACUUUUGUGCUCUUUGUUGUGAACGAUUUCUCUCCCUCUCCCUCUCUCUGUCAUGCUAUAGCUAUUGCUGUUGCCAUUGCAAGCACUAUUAUUAUUAUUCAGUACAGUUCUCUUCCAU
Molecule: messenger RNA, 884 nt
Organism: Capsaspora owczarzaki ATCC 30864
Lineage: Eukaryota; Filasterea; Ministeriida; Capsasporidae
Exons: 4
Coding region: 51-761 (236 amino acids)
Biological process (GO): DNA endoreduplication; chromosome organization
Cellular component (GO): nucleus; DNA topoisomerase type II (double strand cut, ATP-hydrolyzing) complex
Molecular function (GO): double-stranded DNA binding
Source: RefSeq, a predicted model, not a curated record